AUGGUUAAACAGUACAGUUCAAAAGAUCAUUCUAAACCAAAAAAUUCAAAUGGUGAAGGUAAAACUAGUUCUAAUGGUAAAAUUGUGGAAACAAGAACUUAUGAUCAAAGUUUUAGAAUUAGUCCAAUAACUAAAUUUGAUAAACAUUGCAAAAUUUUCAAAAAAUCUAAUGUGGAUUCAACUUAUCAAACUGAAUUGAAAAGAGUUAUUAGGACUGAUAAAUUGGUUAAAUCUGUUUCAGAAGAUCGUCAAACUAUCAAAGGAAAUGGUUAUAAACUGAAACGUACAGUUAUUAAACAACCUAAUGUCAAUGCAAUCUUCAAAGAUCAUAAAUGUCAUUGUAACAUCAUUAUUAGUUAUGAAAAAAUCGAACUUUUUGAACAUCAAUUUCAUUAUUCAAUUAGAUCAACUAUUCAUUAUGAAAUAUUCAAAUUUAAAGAUUAUAAAUUCAAUCCACAAAUGUUGAAUAAAUCUCAAUACAUUAAACAAAAAAAAUCAGAAAUGAAUCAUAUUGCUAGAAAAUUUAUUAUUAAUGCUAUUCAAAAUCGUUCCAAAUUUAAUAACAAUUGA
This is a messenger RNA of Hansenula ciferrii, 570 nucleotides long. RefSeq lists its product as uncharacterized. Lineage: Eukaryota; Fungi; Ascomycota; Saccharomycetes; Phaffomycetales; Wickerhamomycetaceae. The record is from RefSeq and is a predicted model, not a curated record. The coding region runs from base 1 to 570 and encodes 189 amino acids. The transcript has a single exon.